Messenger RNA from Aspergillus thermomutatus, 1035 nucleotides. RefSeq names its product glycoside hydrolase family 12 protein. The coding region runs from base 1 to 1035 and encodes 344 amino acids. The record is from RefSeq and is a predicted model, not a curated record. Gene Ontology annotation, molecular function: cellulase activity. Lineage: Eukaryota; Fungi; Ascomycota; Eurotiomycetes; Eurotiales; Aspergillaceae. Gene Ontology annotation, biological process: polysaccharide catabolic process. The transcript is spliced from 4 exons.
AUGGUGCUUCGAUGGGUUGUUAAUGCCGGUCUUUUGGCCAUCCCCAUCGGAGGCACUGUUGGUGCUCUGAUGGGAAUAGAUGCGCACCGACAAGCGACAGGACAGGCGCCUCUAUUCAGCGGCGGCAGCGGCGGUUCAGGCUCGGGCUCGGGCUCGGGCUCGGGCUCUGGUCCUGGUGGCAGCGGUAGCACCACGCAUAAUGGAGUGACCAACACACAGUACUGCCAGGAAUCAUAUGGUAUCACACCUUCAACAGAAGGACAAAGCUUCACAUUAAAUCCCAAUCAAUGGGGUGUGACCAGCGAUACAAUCGGAUCAUUAUGCAUGAACGUCACAACCUUCGAAAACGGGACAUACGCGACCAAGAACACAGCACCCGAGUUCUCUGUCACAUGGCAAUUCGACCCUGGUCCGGAGACACAACCUGUCCACGCCUUCUCGAACGUGAUGGUUGACGAUGGCUUGCCUAUCUCUCUGGAGAAAAUACAGCAUCUGAAUGUCGAUCUCCACUGGACGUACGGAGUAGGCAACACACCCGCUGCGGCGACCAACGAGAACGAACUGAACAGCGAAGCUGUCAAUACGAACGUUGCUAUCGAUAUGUUCUUCAGUAGCGACGCGGGCAGUGCGAAGAAGAGCUCCGAGGCUUCACAUGAAGUAAUGGUCUGGUUCGCGCAGUUCGGGAACGCUGCACAAGUCAUUGGACAAGACGCUGGUGUAGUUGCGACCAAAGUGUUGAAUGGGACUACCUUCGACCUAUAUACAGGUCAGAACGACAAGCAGCAGUAUGUUCUGACGUGGGUUACGAGCGACUCUACGAGCGCUUCUACGAGCGCUUCUACGAGGCGCGCGAAGACUACGGACACGUUCACCGGUGAUCUCUUGCCUCUGAUCACCGAUCUAUACACCAUGAGCGGGGCCGUUUACCCGUCAAAAUCCGACUACGUCGGUAUCCUCCAGUUCGGUACCGAGGCCUUCUCAUCAAGUACGAAUGUCACAUUUUGGGCACCCAAAUUCUCAGUAGAUAUACAAUGA